Molecule: messenger RNA, 1492 nt
Organism: Petromyzon marinus (sea lamprey)
Lineage: Eukaryota; Metazoa; Chordata; Hyperoartia; Petromyzontiformes; Petromyzontidae
Source: RefSeq, a predicted model, not a curated record
ACGGCACAGACCCAGCAGGUGCCAUGGGUUGACCGACUGACGCACCAGCUGCGCUCCCCACUGUGCCAGGCUAGGUGCACAGGGGGGGCACGGCACAGACCUAGCAGGUGCCAUGGGUUGGCCGACUGACGCUGGUGCGAGCGGUGCCCGCUGACGUCGUUGCUACGAAGUCCUCGCACCGCCCCCCCUAGCGAGGCAUGUCUAUUCUUCUACACACCACACACCCCACCGCCACUCACCCCCCACCACAGCCACCACCACUCACCCCCCACCACCACCACGUGUUGUAGGCGGCCGCGGCGUGAGCGGCCUUCGAGACCCCCCCCAGAGGGAGAGAGGCGCGGGGCCGCUCAGGGCCAGCGAGGAAGUUGGCGGCGCAGGGCCGCACGCCGGGAGGGACCCUCGCCCACGAGGCCUCCGUGACCGAUGGCCUCCGCAAGCAUCGUCGGCGUCUUCUCCUACGAGAACCUUGUCCAUGCGCUGGCGGGGGCGUCGGGCAGUGUCACAGCAAUGACCGUGUUCUUUCCAUUGGACACGGCCAGACUUCGCCUGCAGGUUGACGAGAAGAGAAAAUCAAGGUCCACCCCAACUGUUCUGAAAGAGAUAGUGCAGGAGGAGGGUUUACAAGCCGUGUACCGGGGAUGGUUUCCUGUCAUCAGCAGUCUCUGCUGCUCAAACUUCGUUUACUUCUACACCUUCAACAGCCUCAAGACCUUGUGGCUUGACCAGAGAAACAAUUCCAGCCCAGGAAAGGAUAUGCUCAUGGGAUUCCUCUCUGGCGCUGUGAACGUGUUGCUGACGACACCCAUGUGGGUGGUGAACACCAGGUUAAAGCUGCAGGGAGCAAAAUUCCGCAACGAGCGCAUUGAGCAGACCAAUUACAAGGGAAUGUUUGAUGCCUUCAGGCAGAUAAUAGAGAAGGAGGGCGUGAGGGCCCUGUGGAACGGCACGCUGCCCUCCCUCGUCCUCGCCUUCAACCCUGCCAUCCAGUUCAUGGUUUACGAAGGCCUCAAGAGGCAAGCCGCCUCUGGCAAAAUCAAGCUGAAUGCAAUGGACAUCUUCAUCAUCGGAGCCAUCGCCAAGGCGAUCGCCACCACCGCAACGUUCCCGCUUCAGACGGUGCAGUCCAUACUCCGGUUUGGACAGUAUGAAAGUGGGAGCAGUUCGGGGGUGUUGGGAAGCCUGAAGAACAUCCUGCUUCUCAUCAGCCAGAGGGUCAGAAAGCAAGGUGUGGCCGGCCUCUACAAAGGAUUGGAAGCCAAGCUGCUGCAAACUGUGCUGACCGCAGCACUGAUGUUUGUCCUUUACGAAAAGAUUGCUGCCCUGACCUUCCGCAUCAUGGGCCUCAAUUCACAAGCCACACGCUGACAUUCCUUCGACCUGUGCCCUCCUCCUGUCGUCGUCAUCAUCAUCAUCACACACAUCGAGGGAAACAGCAGCAGCAUGUUAACUACCUCGCCUGGUAUACAGUGUUCGAUCCCAACCCUGGUGC